This is a messenger RNA of Cryptomeria japonica (Japanese cedar), 1212 nucleotides long. RefSeq lists its product as uncharacterized. Gene Ontology annotation, biological process: transcription initiation at RNA polymerase III promoter. Gene Ontology annotation, cellular component: RNA polymerase III complex. Lineage: Eukaryota; Viridiplantae; Streptophyta; Pinopsida; Cupressales; Cupressaceae. Gene Ontology annotation, molecular function: nucleotide binding. The record is from RefSeq and is a predicted model, not a curated record. Bases 504 to 980 code for a protein of 158 amino acids. The transcript is spliced from 8 exons.
AGCAAAAAUAUAAAAUACUUACUCUGCACGAGAUACUUGGAGUAGGAAAAAUGAAAGGAAACUUUUUAAUAUUUGUCCUGCGCGUGUAGGUACAUGCUUCUUAAUGUCAACAUCAAGGCCGCAGGGUUCUGGCAUUCGUAUGGAGAUCUGAAACAUUGGUCGAAGGUAAGAAGGCAUUUCAGCAAAGGGAAUAGGCUAUCCUUUGCAUGAUUUUGCUUGCCUACAUGAUUUUCAUCAAGGUAUUAAAUUAAGAGGGACCCUUAAAUUUUUUUGGCCCCCUCAACACAAUGGUUUGGUGCACUCAUUGUGGAAAGGACCAGCCCACUGAGCGUGAUGAUAUAAAUGGAUUCAUGUAGAGAACAUGUGUAGCAGAUGGAUGUUUCAUUGGUAUUGAGGAUGCCUCAAACAUCUUGUCUUUGAAAAUAUUAUAAAUUUAUUCAUAUUACGAGGUUUUCAAGGUCUGGUCAGAAUUGAUAUUGCAUGGGAUUCCAUUUCCAUUCAUCAUGAAAGUACUGGAUGCUAAUACUGGUCUACUCUCCAACUUUGAAGUGAUGGACCUGUUGCGAUCCAGAGGAGCCACUCAAGAUCCUUUGGGUUCAUCUGGCUCUGCAACUCGAUCUGAAUGCCAGGUUUUUGAUUACUUGGUGCAGUCUCCAGCGGGAACCCUGACUCGGGAGAUUGUACGGGAGUUCUUGUUGAAGGCAGAAAAGUUUUCACUUACAAAAGCAGAACGACUUCAAGUUCUAAAUCUUAGGCCUUCCACAGCAGUUGAAGUCCAUAUGAUAAUAGAAGACUGUGAGGAGAGAAUGUCAAGUUCAACUGUUGAUGAAUUCCUUGAAAUGGUCAAGAGUACUUUACCACCCCCGCCAAUGAAACCUCAGGUAGAAGAUGAAGAGGAAAAUGAUGAAGCAGAUGAGGAAAAUGAUGAAGCAGAUGAGGGCAAUGAUGGAGAAAUGGAUGCCGAGGAAGAAGUGGAAUAAAGUGCCUAUGUUGUCAACCAUCAAGUGAUUGCAUAUUGUAAUUUGUAAUAUGAUAAUAUUAUAAUCUUUUACAUAAGAAAAGGUGGUGUAAUAUAAUGUACUUCAAAAAGAAGGCUAGUUAAUAUAAAAUGGGGUCAAGAGACAUCUCAUAAGUGAAGAUGUUCUUUGAAUGAUGCCAUUCAAUGCAAUUUAUUAAUGAAGUGGUAGAGAUGCAAGCCUUUUCAAGCACUAA